This is a messenger RNA of Tribolium castaneum (red flour beetle), 1550 nucleotides long. It is a transcript of the gene Fen1, whose product is annotated as Flap endonuclease 1. The coding region runs from base 245 to 1390 and encodes 381 amino acids. The record is from RefSeq and is a predicted model, not a curated record. Lineage: Eukaryota; Metazoa; Arthropoda; Insecta; Coleoptera; Tenebrionidae. Gene Ontology annotation, molecular function: manganese ion binding; RNA-DNA hybrid ribonuclease activity; magnesium ion binding. The transcript has 3 exons. Gene Ontology annotation, cellular component: nucleus.
UCUCCCAGUGAAAGUCAUCCCGGAACCGCGCCUAACGUCACGGCGGUAGCAUAACCCCAAAACGCGCCAAUUUUACCGAAUAACUAGCGUUUCCACAAGUGUCACGCUAAAAUAAAUGUGUUCCACCGCUCGAAAGACACUUAACUCACCCUAGCGGGUCCAAAACCGCCCCAAAAGUGUUUAAUUACCAAACGUGAAAUUUGCGGUUAUGUUAGAGUGCGCGGGAAAUUGAGCCAAGCCAGCAAUGGGUAUUUUGGGCUUAUCGAAACUUCUGGCCGAUGUGGCCCCCCAUGCCAUCCGCGAGGGCGAAAUCAAGCACUAUUUCGGCCGCAAAGUGGCAAUUGACGCCUCAAUGUGUCUCUACCAGUUCCUGAUAGCCGUCCGCAACGAGUCCGGUCAGUUGACCUCAGUCGACGGCGAGACCACCUCUCACCUCCUCGGCACCUUCUACCGCACAAUCCGUCUCAUAGAAAACGGCAUAAAACCCGUUUACGUUUUCGACGGUAAACCCCCCGAAUUAAAAUCAGCCGAGCUCUCCAAGCGCCAAGAGCGCCGCGACGAGGCGCAGAAAGCCCUCGAUAAAGCCACCGAGCUGGGGGACGCCACAGAAGUGGACAAAUUCAACCGGCGCUUGGUCAAAGUGACGCGCCACCACGCCGACGAGGCCAAACAACUACUCACCUUGAUGGGGGUUCCGUAUAUUGAGGCCCCCUGUGAGGCGGAGGCCCAGUGCGCGGCUAUGGUCAAAGGGGGGCUGGUCUAUGCCACCGCAACGGAGGAUAUGGACGCGCUGACGUUCGGCUCAAAUGUCUUGCUGAGACACUUGACGUUUAGCGAGGCGAGGAAAAUGCCCGUCCAGGAGAUUCAUCUGAGCAAGGUCUUGGAGGGGCUUGAGCUGGACCAGAAGGCGUUCGUGGAUUUAUGUAUUUUGCUGGGGUGCGAUUAUACGGAGAGUAUUAGGGGGAUUGGGCCCAAGAGGGCCAUUGAGUUGAUCAAAAAACACAAAAGUAUUGAAGAAAUUUUGAAAAAUAUCGAUGUGAAAAAGUACCCCCCGCCCGAGAAUUGGAACUACGAGGGGGCCCGACAGCUGUUUGAGGAGCCCGAAGUCAUGGAUGCGGCCAAAAUUGAGUUGAAAUGGACCGACCCUGACGAAGAGGGCAUGGUGAAAUUCCUCUGUGGCGACAAACAAUUCAAUGAGGAACGUGUCCGAAACGGCGUUAAGAAAUUACUAAAAUCACGUUCGACCAGUACUCAGGGCCGGCUCGACGGGUUUUUCACCGUUUUGUCAACAACGCCAGCUAAACGAAAAGCCGAAAACAAGAAAGAAACACCCAAUAAGAAAAAGAAGACUGGUGCAGGUGCCGGCAGAGGGCGUGCUAAACCCAAGUAAUAAUCUCAAAUAUUUAUUUUUAUAAAACUUAAAGAUCUGCCUCAUUCCAUUUUAUUUACUAGUUCUUGUAACAGUGUGUUAUUGCAUGCGAACGUUCGUUUUUUUACGUAAUUUUUUGUUCUGAUCUGGAAGAAUACACAAUAUACUUACAUUAUUUUCA